Besnoitia besnoiti is the source of this 4323-nucleotide messenger RNA. RefSeq lists its product as uncharacterized. Lineage: Eukaryota; Apicomplexa; Conoidasida; Eucoccidiorida; Sarcocystidae. The transcript has 2 exons. Bases 1 to 4323 code for a protein of 1440 amino acids. The record is from RefSeq and is a predicted model, not a curated record.
AUGCGUUUGCCCUCCUUCACCGCCGGCGCUGGCCGCUUCCGCGGACGUCAUUUGUCGCGCUUUUCCUGCGUCGCGCGUGAGGGAGGCACCGCGAUCGCUUUAGCGCACUCUCUCCUCGCGCGGACACCGCGCUUCUCAGCGAGCGCCGUUCCUCUUUCGGCUUCAGAAAUCCCGCGAGGCGAGUUCUGCCAACUCUGGUCGCAAGAUUCUCGCCAUCGUCUCGUUGCGGCGCCUCUCUCUGUGUCCCGUGUCUCCCUUCCAACGCUUGCGCGUCCGCUCGCUUGCUCCACUGGCACCGCCCGCGCCGCCUCGCUCUCCGCUCACCGCGGAUGUCUUCUCCCGGGGCUCGUUGCUGCUCCGUCGCGGUCGCUGCGUAGGAGCGACAGGCGCCUCCUGACCUUCGAAGCGCGACGCGCUCAGGGGCCCGAAGAGCUCCUCCGGGCAGCGCGCGGCCGCGGAGAGCCGCCGAUGGAAGACGCUGCAGAGGCGAGGAGCGCAUGCACCUCUGCGAGGCAGGCGGCACGACGCGCGCGCCCGCCCUUCGCAGGCGACGCCGAGGCUUCAGGGGUUGCUGCGUGCGCGGGUAGCCGCUGCGCGAGACUGCGCCGCCUCGCGCGAGUCAGCGAAGAAGCGCCGGUCGAGGCAUGGCUUAAAGGGCCUGCGAGGGGACGCGUCUCCCAGGUCAAGGGGAGGAGCGCGUCUGCGCGCGGAAGCCUCGAAGAGGUGCGCGACGCUCAAGGCGUCUGCGACGCGCCGCCGCCUCGCGGGACGCCUCCUGCAGGAUGUGCUCGGGCGCGUCCGGGGGGUGGCGGACCCCGCAUGCGUGCAGGCGGCGAGACAGCGCGGGAGGGCGUGCCCUCUGACCUCUGCCGACUGCCUGCGGAUGCCCUUCUCGAGCUUCUGGAGAUGCACUCGCGAGCGCUGAAGGACGCACCUGCGCGGCCGCAGCUCGGGACCGAGCUGCGGUCGCGUCAAAGAGCCACGCACGGCGGCCUUUCCUCGCGAGAAAGCGAGGAGUCUGCUUCGAUGCCCGCUACGCUUUCUUCCGGGCCCUCUCCAUCGACGCGGCGGUCGCCGUCGCCUACCCCAUGUGCAGAGUCCUCCGCACAGUUGCCAGUGCCGGCUUCCGUCUCAGAGGCGUGUGUGUCGCCUCAGUUGCUUUUCCAGGCAAUGCGUGAGCUCGCUGCGCGGUCGGCGUCGCUUUCGCUUCUUCAGCUGCUGCGCCUUUCGUGGAUUCUCGCAUCGUUGCAACUUGAUCAUGUUCCUGAUGCGGCUGCCCGCUCGCCCACCACCUCGCGCCUUUCUGCCGCUCGCACCGCUGCUGCGUCAUCGCGCUACUCCACUGCGCCCGUCUCGCUUCUGUGGGAGGCGCGCCGCGAGCUACUUCACGGGCUUUUUCGGCGACUGCAGUCCGUCGCCCUGCCCCCGUUUUCUUCCUCUUCGCAUGAGUCGAGUUUUUCUGGCUCAGCGUCUUCGGCGGCGUCCUCUGAGUCUCGCACCUCUUGCGCCUCGUCGCCUUACCAGCCUUCAGCUGUCGCGUCGCCUCCCUCCGCGGCUGCACUCGACCCCUGUUUCAAGCCUGGCGACGCGUCGUGGGCUCACCCGUCUGCAUGCACCUCUUCUCUUCCGUCUGCGCUUAUCGCCCGCAGUGUGCAAGCGCUCGCGCAGCUCUUGGAUCCGCGUAUGAAGGAACGCUUUCCACUCGUUGUUUCGCUCGUUCUCCCUCGUCUCCUGGUUCUCUUUGCGCACCAAACUGAGCGCGAAUUUCAGCUUCUGCUUCGUCGCCUGCCUCAUCGACCUGGCGUCGACCGACGGGUGUCUCCGACGACUCAGGAUUUGCCUUCGGCGCUUUCUUCGUUUCCUGCCUCCGCGUGCGAUGUUUCCUCUCCUGCAGCCCCGCAGGCUGCGAAUCAGGAAGUCGUCUAUUCGCCUCUUCCCUCUUCGUCGUCUAGCUGCUGUCGCGCGGACGCGACGACUGUCUUCAGACUGCCCAAGUCUCCUUCUGAGGCUUCCUUCUCUCUCUCGCGGCCUGGUUGUGCUGCCUCAGCUGCUUUUCCUGGUCCUGAGCCUGCUUCCCAGUGUACACCUGACGGCUCGGUUGUUAUUCUUCCUUCGCCUCUCUCCCUCUUUGCACGCGUGUUUGGCGGCGUCGCGCGGCUCAACCUUCGGCCGUCUCUUGCGUGUCUCGCCCGCUUCCCUCGCAUCGCAUUCGCAGCGCUCAGGAGUCCUCUAGAAAUAUCUUCGUCUCACACUUCCGCGCCCUCAUCUUGCGGCGCAGAUCCGGAUUUCCUCUCUUCGACCUCCUUUUCUCCCGACUCGUCUUUAUCUUCUGGCGGCUCUCUCUGCGCGUUGGGUGCGUCUGUGUUGGAUUCCGCAUCGCCUCCUUCUUCUGCGGCGUCUCUUCUCGCGUCGCCGUCGCCGUCGGCCUGGGGCUCGCGCGCGGAGACGCCUCAGCCUUCUCUGCGCGAUCUGUCUCUUCUUCUGCUUUCGUUGUCUCGACUCGACCUGACCACUCAGGCGUCGCUCCUGCUGCGCCUGGCGCUGCCUCUGCUCGCCUCACGCGUGGAGACGGCCCUGAGCAUUUUUCGUGUCGAGGCUCUGAUCCCGUUGUCUCUCCCUUCUGCAGGUCCGCCCUCGUCGGCGGACGAAGCGUUACCGCGGGACUCAUUCCACUUGGAUCUCGCGAAUCUGCUUAUGGCGUCAGCGCUACAUGCUCACCUCGCGUGCGAAGCCAGCGGUGCGAUUGCCUCGACGCGUGGGAGAUCGGCAGGGCGGAGACGGGCGGGUCGAUCUCGCGCCGGGCUGGGACGCCACCCCGCAUUCGCGGACGUCCUCACGCUGGCGCCGUCUCGCUCGGCGUCUUCUUCUUUCACGUUUGCUGCAGAUUCUUUGGCCUCGCCGUCCGCUUCUCUCUCUUCGUCUGCCGCUGCUCCCUGUCUCUGCUCGGCUGUCGAGCUGCCGCGUCCCUCGCGCGCGUUCACGCACUCGCAGGCCCCGCUUUUCCGUCCUGCUGCGGCACCGGCGCGCAGCGCGUGGACGCAGUUGGCGGUGAUGUGCCUCGACGCUUGUGCGCUUCUCGCCGUGACCGCGGAGGUUCGCGAGCUCGCCGCUGCGCAGGCUCGAAAUCUCUCUUCUUCAGCGGCCCUCUCGGCUUCACUGUCGAGCUCUGCGGACUGCGGACCGUCGGCGUGUCCACCAGUGCACAACCGAAGAGGCGGAGAGGCAAGAAAUUUGUCUGCGCGCACAACUUCCUGCAUAGGGAGACUGGGCGGUUGGGACAGCCCAGGAUCCCCUCACAGUGGUACGCGUCAGCGUCCUUCACCUUCGCCUCCUUCAUCUGCGCUCGUCGCGCCUUCACUCGAGGGAGACUCGCGUACAGAAGAGAGUCAUCCUUCGUCUUCGGAUUCUUCACUCGAGCGGCAGGUGUCAAUCUGCUGCCUGGCGUUUGCCGCUGCUCCCGCCGUAUCUCCCUCGCGCGCUUCGGGCAGACGGGCAAACGCUUCAGCUGCGGGGGGUGGGCUUCGCCGCCCUCCCCGUGACUCUUCUCGUUUCUCGUCGCUCGUGGCGUCUCAGACGAGCACCAAACGCAGCGCCGCGAGCGCGCGCCGCAGGCCACGGCGGAAAGUCCCGGCUGCUCCAUUUUCAAACCCUCUGUUGCGUUCCUGCUCGCAAGCGACACUCGCGUGGCUCGUUGGGCUCCAACGGAGACAGGGGGCCCGGCCGGAAGCCGCGGACCGCUCAGCUGAAGUUGAAGCUGUCUCCGCGCAGAGCCGACGCGGGAACGGAAGGCGAGACAAAGCGGAAGAGGGAGUGGAGGAGCGGGGGGACAAAGGCGGCACGGGAUUUGAGGCGCUGAGGCCAUCGCAGCGACGUAGCGAUGCCUCAGCGGCAGGCGGGGCAGGCGCGAGCCUCGAAGCAGGACACAGACCGAGGACAAGAGAAACAAAAGCGAAACAGAAACUAGCCGGCGGCAGGCGCUCGCGUCUGGAGGACGAGGUCAUCCAUGUCCUCCGUAGCAUUCUUCCGUUCUCGCGUCGUCAAUUCGCGCCGUCGUCGGCCCUUCGCCCGCCCGCCAUCCUUGGCCCUUCGUCCCCUGUGUCCCCUGGAGCCCAACGCGGUCGCAAAGACACGGGCGGGGCGCGCUGCGUCCGCUACGAGUCGGGGGCGUUUCUCGCGCCGGAUAUUUCGUGCAACGCAACUGUCUACCCGUACACGGUUGAUAUUCUUCUGCGCAAUGGCAGAUGCAAAGAGAAAGAACUGGGAACCGGAGCUGAAAGGUGGGGAAAGCAUAGGGCGCAGGCAAAUAGCGUCGCCGGCGCGUAG